Polyodon spathula (Mississippi paddlefish) is the source of this 10216-nucleotide messenger RNA. RefSeq names its product receptor-type tyrosine-protein phosphatase beta-like. The record is from RefSeq and is a predicted model, not a curated record. Gene Ontology annotation, molecular function: protein tyrosine phosphatase activity; cadherin binding. Lineage: Eukaryota; Metazoa; Chordata; Actinopteri; Acipenseriformes; Polyodontidae. Bases 49 to 7659 code for a protein of 2536 amino acids. The transcript is spliced from 34 exons. Gene Ontology annotation, biological process: angiogenesis; protein dephosphorylation.
UUGCUCAUCUGAAUGUAGUGGCAACAUGAAACUGCGUUGCGUGUAAAAAUGGAUGCGCUAUUCUUGGUUGGAAUAUUGGCGUUUCUGCCUUUACCUUCUUCGGAGGGUUUCCUUAUUGCUCACGUCCACAAAGGGCUGUGUCUGUUAAACAAUAUUGUGCUGGUGAAGUUGGGGACGUGCAAUGCGACGAGUCCCAGUCAACAGUGGAAGUGGACACAGGAAGACAAGCUUCUCCACGUCCACUCGUCCAGGUGCUUGUGGGCAGACAUCUCCAGCUCCCUGCCCAGCCACGCUCGCUUGGCCUCCCUUGGUAACUGUUCUGCCGCACCGAGCUGGAGCUCCUGCGAGGCGGCGGGUCUUCUCGGGGUAGCAGACAGCCCUCUCUACCUGAAGAAACAGGGACCGCGUGUCGUCGUGAAGACCGGAAAGAGGUAUUCAAACUGGACCAAGUACGAGGUCGACCCCGGGGGAAAGGUGGUCACCGGGAGUCUGUGCGCAAAGAAAGGUCCUGUCAAACUAGAAACUAUCACAGAAUUUCUCCCAAGUACAGCUAAAAGUUAUAUAAGCACUGUAGCAGCCACAAGCACUAUUGUAGCUACAAGCACCAUUACAGCUGCAGCUACAACCACGAAAGCCCCAGACACAAGUACUAUUACAAACAAAAGAACAAAAGCAGCCACAAGUACAAGUGCAGCCACAAGCACUGUUGCACCCACAACCACUAUUGCAGCUGCAAGCACGCUUGCAGCUGCACCUACAACCACGAAAGCCUCAGUCACAAGUACUAUUAAAACCAAAAGCACAAGAGUAGCCACAAGUACAAGCGCAGCCACAAGCACUAUUGCAGCUACAAGCACAAUUGAAAGUGCAGCUACAACCGUGAAAGCCCCAGUCACAAGUACAAUUAAAACCAAAAACAUAGGAACAAGUUCAGCUACAAGAACUGUUGCAGCCACAAAUACUAUUGCAACCACAAGCACAUUUGCAGCCACAAGUAGAAGUCCUAUUGGAGCUACAAGUGCAACUGCAAAUACUACUGCAGCCACAAGAACAAUUUCAGUCACAACCACAAGCACAAAAGCAGCCACUAGUACUAAUGCAGCUACAAAUUCAAGUUCAGCUGCAAAUACUAUUGCGGCCACAAGCUCUGGUAGUGUGACAAGCACUGACACAGCUGCAAGCACUGUUAUAGCUGCAAGCACUGACACAGCUGCAAGCACUAUUAUAGCUGCAAGCACUGUCACUGGUGCAAGCACUGACACAGCUGCAAGCACUAUUAUAGCUGCAGCCACUGUCACAGGUGCAAUCACUGUCACAGGUGCAAGCACUGACUCAGCUGCAAGCACUAUUAUAGCUGCAAGCACUGUCACAGGUGCAAGCACUAUUAUAGCUGCAAGCACUGUCACAGCUGCAAGCACAUGUAUAGCUGCAAGCACCAUCACAGGUGCAGGCACUGUCACAGCUGUGGCAAUGAGCACUAGUACAAUUACAAACUCCAGUACAACUGCAAGCACAAAUAAAAUUAUAAAGAUCCUGAAAUCCCUUUUUGCUUCUAACACUGAAACAGUCGCUCCCAGCACCCCUGAAAACCCCACAGUAUUCAGCACUAAAACAGAUCCUCUCCAUGGGCUGACUUCGACCCAAACUACAGGAGCACCUUUGUCAACUACAGACUACACCUCAGACACCACCUACACAACUGAACAGUAUACCACUGCUGAUCCUGUGAAAUGCACCGUUAAUCUGACUGAGACUAGAAUCGCCACAGAUUCCGUCUUCUUCCAGUGGACGAGUGCUGGAAGGUCAUGCAAUUUCAGUGUCAUACACACCUGUAACAAUUCCAGAACUGCAAACUGUGCUCGAACAAUAGGAUACAACGACUCGUAUGAAUGCGAGGUUAGAAAUCUGGAACCUGGAACCGCAUAUGACCUGGGGAUAUUGUCUUCCACGGAUGGAGAGCUGACAAACAUCUCACUUCAGACAGAUCCCAAGGAGCCAGAAAACUUUAACAUCAAUCAGGAGACCCUCAGCAGUACUAGCCUGCAGGUGCAGUGGACAGCGUCUCCCGGCCAUGUGGGCUGGUAUAACGUCAGUCUACUAGGCACAGACACAGGCCAGAAGCAGAGUGUACUGGUCCCAGGGGGUGCCUCCUCAGAAGCCACAUUCACCAGCCUGGUGCCUGGCAGCCGCUACACUGCGAGCAUAACUGCUGUGGCUGGACACAAGACCUCGGCUGCUCUCCGCACUGCCGGAGCUACAGUUCCCUGUGCUGUGCAGAAUCUCCAGCUCUCCAGAGUCCCAGGCGGCCUGUCUGCUUUUUGGCAGCACGGUUUAGGGAAGGUGGACAGAUACAGAGUGCUGCUGAAGGAUAACAAGAGUGUGGUUCUGAACUUGACUCUGGAGAGAAGUGCCACCACCUAUACCUUCCCAGGACUGACCUCGGGACACCUCUAUAAUCUCACUGUAAUCACAGAGGCCUCGGGACUGCACAAUGAAUCCUUCAAACUGGCCAGGACAGCACCAGCUAAAGUCUCAGAUCUGAAAGUUUCAAACAAUGGCAGCCUGGAUACCUUAACUGCUACCUGGAGCAGAGCAGCAGGAGAUGUGGAGUCCUACACUGUGACGCUGUCGGACAACAGUGCGGCCCCACAAGGGAGGAGCCUGCCUCCAGGCACCUCCCAAGCUGUGUUCAGUGGAUUAGUAUCUGGGCGCCUUUAUCAAGUCACUGUUAGCACCAGAAGCGGUGAAUUACAAAGUGAGGUAGUGGCCACAAGCAGAACUGUCCCUCAGAAAGUUUCCCAAUUGGAGCUACGGGCUCUUCAGGGGUGGCAGAAUGCUCUGAGAGUGACGUGGGCUCCUCCUGCUGGUGAAUGGGAGAACUACCGUAUUCUGCUGCUCAACAACUCCGUUGCCAUAGUGAACAGCACAGUGGACAAGAACACAAGACAGUACGAGAUGAGAAACUUGGGCCUCAUCCCGGGGCGGCUCUACCAGGCAACGGUUAUUGUGGAGAGCGGAAACCUGAAGAGCAUUGCUAAGUGUGAAGGCAGAACAGCUCCCCACCCUGUCCUGCAGCUCAGUGUCAAGCAUGCUGACGAGACGUCUCUGAGCGUGACGUGGGCCACCCCCAGAGCAGAGUGGGACGGGUACCUGGUCACCCUGAAGCACAGGGACAGCACGGUGAUAGAAACGAAUCUACAGAAACACCUGAAGGAAUACACCUUCAGUGAUCUGGUACCAGGAAGGAAAUACACAGUCCUUGUGACAACCAACAGCGGGGAACUGAGCAACUGGACAUCAGUGGAGGGGAGAACAGUUCCAUCUCAAGUCACCAACCUGACCAUCAGCAACCAGGGCACAACGGACAGCCUGCACGCCACGUGGGCACGGGCGCGGGGCGACAUCGAGUCCUACCGGGUCCUGCUCAUCCACGAGAGCAUCGUUAUCAAGAACGAGAGUGUGUCGGCAGACACCACCAGCUACCACUUCCACUCCCUCAAACCAGGCAGCCUCUACGGGGUGGUCGUCACUACUGUCAGCGGGGUCAUCCCCUCUCGGCAGACUGUGGCAGAGGGAAGGACAGUUCCCUCUGCAGUGGGUGAAGUCACAGUGAGUAACAAUGGGAGGACUGAUUUCCUCAGUGUCUCGUGGCAGCCGGCCUCUGGGGAUGUGGACAGUUACCUGGUGACCCUGAGCAACCAUGAGAGAGCUGUGCACACCGUCACGGUGUCUAAAACCAACAGCAAGUGUGACUUCAGCUCCCUGAUCCCGGGGCACCUCUACAACAUCUCCAUCACCACACGCAGCGGGAUCUAUGAGAACCACACCUUCGUGCAGGAGCGCACUCGGCCUUCCAAGGUACAAUAUUUGAGAGCCAGCAACUCUGCAAGAAGCGACUACCUCAUAGUGUCCUGGCACAACGCGACAGGGGACUUCGACAAUUACCAAGUGAUCAUUAAGAGCAGCAAUGACUUCAUUCAGACCACUACCAUCCCCAAGUCUCAGAACGAGUGUGUGUUCCAUUCCCUGGUCCCUGGGAGACUGUACAUCAUCACUGUCAGCAAGAGAAGCGGGAAGUACGAGGCGAGCGAAACAACCAACGCACGAACGUUCCCAGCCGCAGUGAGGAUGCUGACUCUGGCAGACAGGCACACCGAGGAUCUGCGGGUCACCUGGUCCCCUGCUCCCGGGGACGUGGAUCGAUACGAGAUCCAGCUCCUCUUCAAUGACAUGACGGUGUUCCCUUCGAUAACGCUGAGCAACACUGCCAGGGAGUACCAGUUCACCUCGCUCGUGCCGGGGCGGCUCUACAAGAUCGUGGUGCUGUCCUUCAGCGGGGAUCAGCAGCGCUCAGAGUUCGUUGAGGGUCGUACAGUCCCCAGCAUGGUGAAGAACAUCCUGGUCUCCAACAAUGGGGAGAUGAACAGUCUGAAGAUCAACUGGACGCCCGGGGGAGGGGAUGUAGACAGCUACACCGUGACCCUCUUCCAGCAGAGCCGGCUGAUCUCCUCACACACCGUCCCCAAGCUGGUGCUUGAGCACAGCUUCCACCAGCUGCAGGCAGGCGAGCUAUACAACAUCAUGGUCCAGUCCAACAGCGGCCAUCUGCACAACAACAACACAGCCCCCGGGAGGACUGUUCCAGCCUCUGUGACGGGCCUGGUCGCCGAUAACAAGCACACCAGUUGCAGCCUGGUUGUGAGCUGGCAGGCUGCUGCAGGAGUGGCGGAGGGAUACAAGCUGGAGCUGCUUCACGAGGAAAAAAGCCUCAUCGCCAACAGUUCCGUGUCUGCCUCUGCCCGGCAGCACAGGUUCAAUGAGCUGACCCCUGGCAAGAAGUACCAGGUCCGAGUGAUCACUGUCAGUGGUAUGCUGUACAGCAAGGGGGCGCUUACCGAAGGAAGAACAGUUCCAGCAGCGGUCAGUGGGUUAAUGAUCACCGGGAAUGGCACAGAGAGCUUGUCUUUUGGCUGGGAGACCUCCGAGGGACAGUUCGAUGCCUACGAAAUAUUCCUGUACAACCCUGACGACACUCUUCAUGACCGCAAAUCUGGGACAGCCAGCCUGAGGCAGUGCUUAUUCCAUGGGCUGCUGCCAGGGAGAAUGUACAAGAUGGCAAUCGUGACGCGCAGCGGGGAUCUGACCAAUGAGACCUCCAUUCAUGGAAGGACAGUCCCAGCCCCAGUGACCGGACUGCACGGUCUGAACAAAAACCAGAGCGACAGCCUGUGGUUCACCUGGAACCAGGCUGCAGGAGACCUCUCCGGAUACGAGAUAUCCCUGCACAACCCUAAUGGAACACUGCAGGACCAGCUCCAUGGCAACAAAGCCCUGCGAGAGUGCCUGUUCCAGCACCUGAUCCCGGGGAGGCUGUACACAUUGGUCAUAGCCACCAAGAGCGGCUAUCUCACCAACAAAGCCACCGCAGAGGCAAGGACAGCCCCACGGCCACCCAAGUCCGUGUCAUUUGCGGACGUCACAAACACGUCGCUGGAGAUCUCGUGGACAGCCCCAGAAGACACCGAUUACGAGGACUUUGAGCUGCAGUGUUCUCCCCAGGAUCCCCUCUCCGUGAUCAAUCCUUACCAGAUCGGCAGGUCCGGGAGCCGCAUCCUCCGAGGGCUCUACCCGGGGCGGCUCUACAACAUCAGCGUGCGCACAGUCAGCGGAACCCCCCAGACAAACAGGGCCUACAGCCAGCCCAUCUACGAAGCCAUACGAACAAAACCCGAACGCAUUCAGCACAUCCACUGCCGGCCCCAGAACUCCACGGCCAUCUCCUGCUCCUGGAGCCCCCCUCAGUCAGACUACGACGGCUACAGCAUCGAGUGCUACCACCAGGGCUCCCGCGAGCUGGUGUACUCGCGACGUACCGGCAAGGACAGCUCGCCCUACAACAUCGCCAGGCUGGAGCCACACAAGCGCUACAUCGUCUCCGUCAAGGUGCUGUCCGACAAGAUGGUCAGCAGAGCGGUGGAAGACAGCGUAAUAACCAUGAUUGACCGUCCUCCCCUCCCACCAGACAGCAUGCGAGUGAAUGAAAAGGCGGUGAAGAUCACCAAGUCCACAAUCUUCUUCAAGUUUAACUGCAGCUGGUUCAGCGACGUCAACGGGGCGGUGAAGUACUUCACUGUGAUAGUGAGCGAGGCAGACGGCGUUGAACAUGUACAGCUGGGUCAGCACCACCCCUUGCCCUCAUACACAGACUACAAGCUCAACGCUUCCAUUAAAGCCUACCAGACCAAUUUCUUUGCCAGCCGUUGCGCUGAAAACCCUGACAACAGCAUCCAGAGCUUUGAGAUAAAUGUGGGGACAGGGCUUGAGAGCCUCGGAGGGAAGUGCGAGCCACAGCAGCAGAGGUUCUGCGACGGGCCUCUCAAACCCAGGACUGCCUACAGGAUCAGCAUUCGAGCAUUCACGCAGCUUUUUGACGGGGAACAAAAGGAGUUCGCCCAGCCCCUCUUUACAGACACCCAUUUCUCUGAGCCCAUAACCACUGAGUCAGAGCCGCUAAUAGGCGUUGUAGAGGGGAUCAGUGCUGGCUUGUUCCUGAUUGUGAUGAUGAUUGGUGUGUCUGUUCUGUUGAUUUGUCGUCAAAAAGCAAGAAAAAUAAAUAUGCAAGAAAGGCCAAGAAUGAGUGCCCGAAGAGAGAGACCAGCGUCGGUCAGUAUGCAUGUGGGAGUGAAAGGUAAUCGACGCAUCUCAAGCCCCAUCACAAUCUCCCAGUUUGAAAGCCAUUUCACCAAACUGCAGGCUGAUUCCAACUACCUUCUUUCAGAGGAGUACGAGGAGCUAAAAGAUGUUGGUCGAAACCAAUCCCUUGACACAGCACUUUUACCUGAGAACAGAGGGAAAAAUCGUUACAACAAUAUACUGCCCUACGACACAACCCGGGUGAAACUUUCCUACGUGGACGACGAUCCCUGCUCUGACUACAUCAACGCCAGUUACAUUCCUGGCUGCAACUCUCGAAGAGAAUACAUCGCCACACAGGGGCCUCUGCCUGGCACAAAAGAUGACUUCUGGAAAAUGGUGUGGGAGCAAAACGUCCACAAUAUCGUCAUGGUGACCCAGUGUUUAGAGAAGGGAAGGGUGAAGUGUGAUCACUACUGGCCUUUCGAUCAGGAUCCCUUGUAUUACGGAGAUCUCAUCGUCCAGAUGUUGUCGGAGUCUGUCUUACCCGAGUGGACCAUCCGCGAGUUCAAGAUCUGCAGUGAGGACCAGGUGAACGUCAGCAGGGUGGUUCGUCAUUUCCACUACACGGUGUGGCCGGAUCACGGCGUCCCUGAGACUACCCAGUCUCUGAUCCAGUUUGUCCGGACUGUGAGGGAUUACAUCAACCGCACCCCGGGCUCCGGAGCUACUGUGGUGCACUGCAGUGCCGGUGUGGGAAGGACAGGCACGUUCAUCUCCUUGGACAGGGUCCUGCAGCAGCUCGACUCCAAGGACACCGUGGAUAUUUAUGGUUCUGUCUCUGAACUGAGACUUCACAGAGCUCACAUGGUGCAGACGGAGUGCCAGUAUGCAUAUUUACACCAGUGCGUCAGAGAUGUCUUGAGAGCAAGGAAACUACGGAACGACCAGGAAAACCCGCUGUAUCCCAUCUAUGAAAAUGUCAAUCCUGAGUAUCACAGAGACAUGGUGUACGCAAGACGUUAAGGAGUGGACAGCCAGCCUCCCUUUUGAAUGAAAGAAAGAAAAAAAAACUUUUUGAUGCGGUUUUCCCAGUCCACGCACUUCAGAGUUACAAGGCAAUUGUUUUUUUUUCUUUUUUUUGUGUAUAGAUUAUUACUUGCCUGGUGGUCUUUAUAAAAGAUUUCAGGUUAUUUAAGGUUAAUAGAUAUUAUUGUAUAUACUUGCAUAAAUGGAAUAUAGAUUUAUGUAAAUAUGUAUUUUUUCAUAUUGUUAAUAGCCUUUGGAUAUUACUUUCGUACUGAAGUUGUGUUUACUGUACCAAAUAAGCUAUUAUAAUCUUUUCUACAUAAUUGUUAGAGCUACCGAGAACAACGGUUAAAGGCACUUAUAUUAGGUUAUUCUGUGGCUUUCAUUUUAUAAAGGAAUACAACUGCUAUUCCUGUGUGGUGAACUCUCCUGUCAUCACAGCAGGUUCUGAAAGUGGAAGUGAUGAAACAACGAUCAUAAGUUUGAUGUUUGCCUGUUAAAACAUCUAAAACGUCAGGGAGGGUUAUAUUUUUGGUAUUUCAAUAUAUUUAGAUCUGCCACUGCAAGUUGAUUAAAACCCUAGCAUUUAAAAUGUAGAAUUGCACCAACUAAUUCAGCGUUUAGAAUUGCAACAGCUAAUUCAGCAUUUAGAAUUGCAACAGCUAAUUCAGCAUUUAGAAUUGCAACAACUAUUUCAGCAUUUAGAAUUGCAACAGCUCUAUGUGUUGCUGUGUUCUUGCACUUUGACUUUAGUAGGAUAGAGAGCAGCCCUUUUCAUUGCAGAAGAAUGCACCUGUGGGAGGUUUUCAGCCCCACAGCUUCACACAGAAAAGGUUCUUAUUUUGCUCGAUUGGCUGAAUAAUCACGUUAGAGUUCUCCAUUUCAGAUUUCAUGGCAGACAGCCGAUGGAUUUAGCUAUUAAAUUACCCACGCGUUUCAAAUGGGUGAAGAAAGCACUUUGUAUUACCCCUGUUGAAAUCAUAUUAUUGAAAAUAAUGCGGCUAAGCCAUUUACUGUUACUCCUAUUACUGUUACCCUUCUCCAAAAUGCACUUCAGAUGAAUUCACUGCAUAUAUAAUCCCCCAGUGUUGAACCUGCAGGCAGAACAAGAUUUAUAUAUGACCUCACCUCAGAGGAGAGACUGGGAUUACUCCCUGCUAGAUUAUGUAGGACAUAGAUCACGGAAAAGUAAUUUCCCAUUAUUUUCCAUUAUUUUCUCGGGGAAGGGGGUUGUUUUGUUUUUUUCUAUUUGAAAUGGAAUUAGGGAGGACCGUAUAAAGCCGUGUGGUAAAUUCCUGAAACUUUUAACUUCGUUUUUUUUCAUUAAGUGUGUCAUCCACAGAUCUUUAGCAGGAUUGUAAUGCUUUCUUUAAUCUCAGUGAGAUUCAGGAUAUCAAACACAACUACCACAUGAGCAAAGCCUGAAGGUUAAACACGUGUAGAAGAGCAAUUUUAGGGUUUCCAUUCAAAUAAAAAAUCUCGGGUGCUAGAAAUGAUUGCUUCCCUUUUUUUAUAAAGAAGAUGCAAUGCAUGAGCAUAAAGGUUGCUAAGCAACUAUACACUAAAUAUCUAAACAAUCCCAAUUCUCAUGAAGAUGUUCAUACUGUAAAUAAAACACAGGAGACAACAGAGGCAUUCAGGACUGAGUUCUAAACACGUCACAAAACUUCUUCAAGAUCGCAUUUACUGUAUUGAUGUUAAUGUUAAUGUCUAGAUAUUUCUUUAACAGCUGUGAGCACUUAAAAAAAAAAAAACAUUGUUUAUCUGUGUUGUUGUUUUCAAGCUCUAGCAAUGAUGUUAUUUGUAAAGAGCAAGUGAAAUUAUGCCCUUUUAAUGUAAUCAAGCAUGCAGCCAUAUCUAUCGACUGGUAUCAGCUUUUAACAGAGUUAUAUACCUUAUAGGAUAGUUAUAUGUUUUUAAACACAAAGUAAUAUUUUCAGUAAAGAUAUGAUGAAUGAUAUCAUGCUUACUGAAUGCUGUAAAAUGUGUCUCUCUGAAGAGUAAUAAUAUAAAUAUUGGUGGGUUUAGUAUAUACAGCAACACAUGUGCACACAAAAUGCACAGAUGUUUAAAUGAAAUGUAACACAGUUUGGGGUAAAUGUAGCAUAUGAAGUGUACUAUGAGUGUAGUCAUAUUCGUAGCAUACAAUUCUGGACAUGGUCUACUUAUAAGGGUAUUUGCACAGACAUAGAUCAAUACUAAUCUGAGACUACCUUAGUCAGGGGCAGGGUUGAAAAGGCCGUGUUUCAUAAGAUUGGUUUUUACUGUUAUUUCCAAACUUUAACCAGUUCUAUUUGGUGAUUUCUUUUUCCACCCAGGAACUGAGAACAUAAAGAUUAUUUUGCCUGUCUUCACUGCUGUUUUGUGUUUGCCUCGAAAUUAUAAUAUGUUAAAAUGUUGCCUUUGCAGAUAUAAAACAUACAUUUCAUGUCGGAUUUAGGAGGCUUCCACGUGGUUUCCUGUUAAAACAAUCUAUGUAUGUUACAUAAUAAAUAAUAUUAACUGUCCUUGAUAUGUUCUGUGAAUAUAUUCAAAUAAAGCUCAGAUAAUAACA